AUGUCGCAUUUCUCAGACUAUAAAGACCUAAUUCAGGCUGACGAUUGGGCGCUAAUUUGGAUUUCAAGGGACAAUAUUAAACCUGUUAAAAUUACUGCAGGUGCCACCUUCAACACCAGAUACGGCUCCUUCCCACACGAUGACAUGAUUGGCAAGCCCUUCGGGUCUCAAAUUGCCGUUAGAACGCGUGGAUCGAACAAAUUUGGCUUCAUCCACGUUCUACAACCUACUCCUGAGCUUUGGACGCUAUCGCUACCGCACAGAACCCAAAUUGUGUACACGCCUGAUUCGUCGUACAUCAUGCAGCGCAUACAAUGUAGUCCUCAGUCCAGGGUCAUAGAAGCAGGAACCGGAUCUGGUUCUUUCUCACACGCGUUUGCGCGAUCCGCCGGAUACGUUUUCUCGUACGAGUUUCACGAGAUCAGAUACGAACAGGCAAGAAAAGAAUUCGAGGACCACGGCCUUCUGCAGGAUGGAAAUUUGGCCAUCACUCAUCGCGAUGUGUGUCAGGAUGGAUUUGCAAUCCAGAAGGGUGACAAGACGACCUUUUUCGAUGACGAACGGCUGAACGAGAGCCCCAGUCCGGUGCAAAUUAACGCCAAUGCGAUUUUCCUCGACCUACCGGCACCCUGGAGUGCUAUUCCACAUCUUGAUGAAGUUAUCUCUCAGGACUCAAAAGUGUCUCUCUGCUGCUUUUCCCCAUGUAUAGAGCAAGUCGACAAGACUAUAGAAGCAUUGGAGAAGCAAGGUUGGACUGAGAUAGAAAUGGUGGAGAUUCAAGGGAAGCAGUAUGAGUCGCGCAGACAAAUGGUCAGACAUCUGGACGACGCGCUGCAAAGGCUGCGCGAUGUGAAGGAGCGUAAACAAAUGGGCGUUGAAAGAAGAAAACGUAUGUUCAAUAAGUUGAUAAGCGACCAGGAGGAGCCAUACGAGCAAAGGCCAGAAACGCCGAAAACACAGUUCAAUCCAUUUGGCAAAGGUUCUAGAGUCAAGGAAGGUGAUACGGGCUUUCAAUGGAAGGAGGUCUCAAAAGUAGAGAGCGAGAUUAAGUCUCACACUUCCUACCUAACAUUUGCAUCGAAAAUUGUCAACAAGACCCGGGACGAAACCCUAGUGGCUAAGCUGGCAGACGAAAUAAGAGGAUCUGGGGCCAAGGUCUCGGUACCGAACAAGACUGACGACAAAAUUGGGAAGCUUUCUUGA
Molecule: messenger RNA, 1203 nt
Organism: Lachancea meyersii CBS 8951
Lineage: Eukaryota; Fungi; Ascomycota; Saccharomycetes; Saccharomycetales; Saccharomycetaceae
Source: the annotation of a GenBank genome assembly